Messenger RNA from Schistosoma margrebowiei, 4155 nucleotides. Lineage: Eukaryota; Metazoa; Platyhelminthes; Trematoda; Strigeidida; Schistosomatidae. The record is from the annotation of a GenBank genome assembly.
AUAAUUAUUAACCACAGAGGUCAUAUUACCUUAUGUACUUCUUUCAAACAGGUCUCAAAACUGUCCCAACUUGUAAAUCUUCGAGAUAACAUAAUAUCAUUGAAGAUUCGUCCUAUAUCAUGCUUCAUCACGAUGGAAUCGUCUUCGUUACUUGAAGAAUGAACGUUAUCAAACAUAAUGUGGCUGAACUCAAUUCAUAUCUAAAAAUGUCUUGAUUUGACCGCUUCCGAAAAUUUUCACGAAUUGUCGAUGUGACGCACCAAUCAUUUUGCGACAGUUUGACCUUCAAGUGCUCGCAACCCCCAUCAGUGGACGAUACCCUAGGAGCGUUGCCUUCAAGCUGCAUCAAUUUAGCGGAUUCUGAACUAUUGUAGUCAACUACUUUCGUCACUAAAAUUUAGUGCGCUUUGUCACUCUUUGGCUCACACUUCUCUUGUGUAUGCACAAAACAAUGAGGCUAAAGAUUCUUGUUUUCUGAAUUAUCUUUAUUAAUGACUGGGAAUACUAUACCGGCUGAUCUACUAGAUUUAUCGACACCAAGUGUGACUGAAGUUGUUGAAAGUCUGAUAAACAAAUAUGAACGUUCAGAAAUUUACACAUGGCUUGGAACCAAUAUUCUGAUAUCAAUCAAUCCAAAAAGCGCCUGUCCACAAAACUACACAUGUGAUAAUUGGAAUGAUUUUCAUGAGAUUCCCGAUUGUUGGAGAAAGCCGCACGUUUUUUCUAUGGCUGAAGAGUGUUUAUAUCAGUUAUCAUCGACACAAAAUAAUCAGUCGAUAAUUAUUACGGGCACAAGUGGGUCUGGAAAAACAGAAGCUACUAAACAUAUUUUACGCUACUUAACCUACAAAAGUAGUAUAAAGCGUCAGAAACAAAUAGCAAAAGUUGAAACUUAUAUUGAACACACACUUAUACAAUCGAAUCCUGUGUUAGAAGCUCUUGGCAAUGCACAAACUCAAUUUAAUGAAAAUAGUUCACGUUUUGGCAAAUAUAUACGCCUUCUGUACGAUCGAAAUCAAAUUCUCGUUUCAGCAAAGUUGCAAAUUUAUCUUUUAGAAAAGCCUAGAGCUGUAUUCACUUCUCAAACGCUUUUCUCAUCAUUUCAUGUAUUUCGUUGGUUUUUGGAAUCUUUAUCAAAAGAAGAUCAAAUACAAUUUGGUUUGAUUGGUUGUCAUUAUUUAGUGAAUGAUAAUGAUAGUCGUGAUGAUCUUGUGUUACAAAAGUCACAUUCCAACUGGUCUUGCUUACUUGAAGCAUUUCAAUCAUUAAAUAUUAAAGAUGGGAAAUUGCUUGAAUUUUAUAAAUUACUAAGUGUUAUUUUACUAUUGAAUAGUGUACAUUUCAUUUCUUCGGAGUCUUGUGUAAAUAUUGACUUAAGUCAAAUAAAUUCAUCAUGUCUUCCAUCUAACUCACCUUGUCAUUCGUCAAAAUUGAAUGAUCAACAAAAUUAUCGCCACCAACAUCAGGAGCGUCAGUAUUCAGAUGAUCCCGCCAGUUUAGCCACUAUUUCUACCGAUGAUAUGCAGAAAAUCACAAUGGCUGGUAAACUCUUAGGUAUUCCAGACGGUGAAUUACUUCAUAGUUUCCCACAACAAUUUCUAACACGUCUUGUUCAAGCUGGUUCCAACUCACAUCAAUCCAGACGAGUGACAACUUAUAGAUGUGCGUGUACAGUUUCUCAAGCUCGAGAACAACGUGAUUGUUUUGUAAAAGCUUUAUACAAUAGUCUAUUUCAUUUCAUGGUUGAGUUAAUAAACAAACAGUUGAAUUUCGAUAAUACUGAAGGUGUUGUUAAUGAAUUGGGUAUCCUUGAUCUAUUCGGUUUUGAAUGCUUGGAUGUAAAUAGUUUCGAACAAUAUUGUAUUAAUUAUGCUAAUGAACGUUUACAUCAAACGUUUAUGCGUAUUGCUGUUACGAAUGCAUGGGUGGAAUUAGAAGAGGAAGGAUUAUCUUUUCAAUCUGUAAAUAAUUUAUUACCAACUGAUACUAUUACCACCACCAACGUUACCAAUACUACUAAUAUGAAUAUUACUGAUGGAAAUAUUGAUGAAUACAAACCCCGGUUAGAUUCAUCAUUGGAAAAAUGUUAUAAUACACAUACUGUGAAAGCGAUAGAAACAAAUGCUAAUUUAUUAGAAGAAGUUUGUCUUUUAAAUCGUGUUCACAAUGUGAAUCCUUCCAUGAAAUUAUCUUCAACUAUAUCCUCUAAUCACCUAUUAGAUCCACGUGAAUUAGAUUGGAUUAAUAAAAUGCAAUCAGUGUUUACUACACCAAAUUGUUCAAUUUGUUUAUAUGAUGACCAGAUUGUUCGAUCACCCCGUAUGACCAAUACUAAGAAACAUACACAACCAACAUCUUGUCAUGUAAUGAACAAACAAACAAUUUCUAAACCAUCUCCGUCAAAACUUAAAACUUAUUCAAAAUCAGCAUGUGAUCGUUUCAUUGUGAAACAUUAUGGUGGAUCUGUUACAUACUCUGUGUCAGGCUUUGUGACUAAAAAUCUUGAUCGUCUACCAGUACAUUUAUUGACAUGGGUAAAAGACUCUUGUACCACUACACUUGAUGGUGACAAUAAUAAUCCUCCUACUACAAAUAAUAACAAUAAUCUUAUUUAUUUAAUUCUAAGUCAUGCAUUAGAUACAAUUAUGAAUAAUAAUUCAAAGCAUCAAAUGAAAAGUUCAGCACAGUUACGAUCACCUUUACGACAAAUAAACAUUAUUAAUGAUAAUCAAAUAGAUAACAGUUCAUGUAGACAACUUAACUCAUCAAUUAUAAAUAACGUUUCAGGCAAUGAUCAGCAUUUUGUGAAUAAUUCCAUUUCUCCUACAAAUAAUCGAUUGAAUGCUAACAGCACACGUCGUUUGAAUACCGUAUUUGGUAAUUUUAAAUCAUCUGUAGAUCAACUGCUUGAUUGUCUCAGUUGUCAUAAUUUAUUUUUUAUACGUUGUAUUCGACCAGAUUUACCUUCUGGAAUAAAUUGUACAACUAUCAACUCAUUAUCUAUUAUUGAUCGUAAUUAUGUACAAGAUCAACUUUUAACUAGUGGUCUUUUAGCUGCAUUAGAAGUUUUACGUUCAACAUACUAUGCAAAGUAUACGUACAAGGAGUUUAUCAGUCAAUACAGAGUAUUUUGGCAAUUAAAUCCUCAUCCACCAGCUAACCAAUUAAUGGAAACUGAAUUCUCUUUAUUGAAUUCAUGGUAUCUUAAGUUAAUUCAACUGACUCGGUCAACAUCUAAACGAACUCAACUUAAAUUACGUCGAGAAACAAGUGAAUCAACCAUUCAACAACAACAACAAUUUGUUCUUAUUAUGUUAACACUUGGAUUAAAUCUAAUUCCAAUUCAUGGUUGUUAUGACACAUCAGUUUUAAAUAAAGAGAAUUUAGAUAUUUCUAAACAAAUAUCUAUACAAUUUCCAAUUAUUCAUCAAUUUGGUCGUACAUGUAUUCAUUUAACAAAAAGUCAAUUUCAACAUUUAAUUACAUUGAAAGAAUUCAUGUUAAAUCGUAAUGUGAAAGUGAUACAACGUUUUUUUAAAAGAUGCCUACAAUAUAAAGUUGCUGCAUGUCGAAUUCAACAUUGGUGGCGAAAAAUACUGAACUAUCGUAAGAAUAUAUCUUAUCAUCAAUUACAUAGUAUAAAUCUUGUAUCUUCCUUGUCUAAUAAUGAUAUUAAUAACACUACUAAUCAAUGUGAUAAUAAAUAUACUCUCAAUUCAAAUAUACCGACUAUUGAAACAUUACAAUUAAAAGAGGAGAAAACUAUUCAAUCUACAUCACCAUUAUUAUUAUCGUCAUCAUCACGAUCACGAUCAUCAUCGGCGACAUUCAUAAUAGAAUCAAUUGAUUAUUGGCCAACAUAUCAACAACAUAUUCUAUCACGUCGUUAUUUACCAAUUAGAAAUAAUCAUCAUCAUCAUCAUCAUACAAUAAUCGUUUGUCAAUCGAAUCAUAAUCAUAAUCAUUUAAUUAAAAAACAAUCUAUUUUAUUAAAUUAUUUAAUACCAUAUUCGCAUAAAAAUCAUAUUUUAAAAUUUUUUGAAACUAUAGAACAACCUAUUCAAGGUAUUUUUGAUAUUUUAUUGUAAAAUUGAUGUAAAUCAUUAUGGUUGUUUUAUUUAUUUAUUAUAUUUGACCAAUGAAAACUUAUCUAUC